AUGUCAUGGGGAGGCAAUGAUCAGCCAGCAGGGGCAUUAGACGCUUCAGCACAAGAUCAAGAUGAAAGGACUGUUUUUGUUGGAAAUCUUAGCUAUAAAUCAACAGAAGGUAGUCUUAUCGCUGUAUUUAGUAGUUACGGCCAACUCAGAGGAGCAAGAGUUGUCAGACAGGCUGACGGACAAUCUAAAGGUGUCGCUUUCGUUGAAUUCGAAACGAAAGAGGACGCAAAAAAGGCUGUAGCUGAAUUAAAUCGAAAACAAGUUGAUGGCCGAGAAGUAUUCCUCAAAUUAGCUGGCGAUCCGAGAACUCCUGAAGAUGAGAUCAUGAAAAUCAGAGAGCAAAAAGGAUUACCUAAAAGAAGUAAAAACGAAUAUCGUAAUGCUCGCGGAGAAAGGAAUUUUAGACUGACUAGACGUGAUAGUAGAGAUGAUUAUAGGGAUGAUUAUCGUGCUAAUUAUGAUCGCGAUAGAAGACCAAGGCGCUACGACGACCGCGAUUAUGAUGAUCGCAGAAGAUACGAUGAUAACAGAAUGUACGACGAUAGGGAUUACGAUGACAGGAGAUACGGUCCAUCGCGCAGAUAUAGCGAUAGACGCUCGCCUUCUGAUUUAGAAUUGGACUACUACGAACAAAGGAGGUAUCUGGAGCAAAGACUGGCGGAUAGGUAUUUCUACGAUCAACAAAGAUACGCUAUGGAGGUAUAUGCAAGAAGUUACUACGAUCAGCAACAGCAAUUACAACAAUAUUAUUCUGCAUUCCAACCUGAAGCUUAUCCGAACCCACCAGCACAGGAUCAGGAUAAAAAUCAGUACCAGGACGAUCAAUCGAAGGAUAAUUACGAUUCAAAGGCGGAAUCUUAUGCAUAA
Molecule: messenger RNA, 867 nt
Organism: Trichomonas vaginalis G3
Lineage: Eukaryota; Parabasalia; Trichomonadida; Trichomonadidae
Product: RNA binding
Exons: 1
Coding region: 1-867 (288 amino acids)
Molecular function (GO): RNA binding
Source: RefSeq, a predicted model, not a curated record